GUGUGUUUUGGACUUUGAUAUAAAAUACAAGAAACGUCUUUCUUUACAUGUAAAGCUGGUAAUAUCUUUGGACGGCCUUAUUUAUUGAGCUACGCUCGACGUUAUUAACACUCCGCAAUGUUUACAAGGGGCUGUUUCUACAAAUCCAGACAGGCUUAUCAGAUUCUAAGAAUGGGGAACUUCUCGUCAUCUGCGCCUGGGUUGUCAAGCUCAGCUUGUGGUCAGUUUGUGCAGGAUAUUGUGUCCAGUAACUGUGUUGUAAUAUUCUCCAAAACCACAUGUCCUUACUGUAAGAUGGCAAAGGGUGUCUUUAAUGAGAUUGGAGCUACGUAUAAAGUUGUUGAAUUGGAUGAGCACAAUGAUGGUCGACGUCUCCAGGAGACUUUAGCGGAACUGACAGGUGCCAGAACAGUGCCAAGAGUCUUUAUUAAUGGACAGUGCAUUGGAGGAGGCUCGGAUACAAAACAGCUCCACCAGCAAGGAAAACUUCUGCCUCUUAUUGAACAAUGUAGGCCUUGCUGUUUAAAUAUGGCACCUGAGGGCUCUGGAAAUGGUCAAAAUCAACCUCAUCAGUGAUGCUUGUCUUCGUACUGUGCAUUUAUAUUUCUUGGUCACCUUUGAACAGCCUAAAUACAAAUUAAAUGGUUUAAAUGUAUAUGCUGCUGUAUGGAAAAAAUACCUGCCUGAUUUAAUGACAAUUAAUGAGUAUUGUUUUAGAAUAUUCCUGAGCAUUUUGUUUUCAUGUAAAAUGUAACCCCAGAUAACGAAAGUGUUUUUACUUUUUAUGUUACAAACCCCCAGUAUUUAUGUAUAUACAUAUUUUAAAAUAUUAAUGUCAAAAAUGUAAAUUGUUUUGUUUGUCCUGAUUGUAAAUCCUCAAACUCCAGCUUGAUUUAUAUAAAACCCUAUUUUUUACAUCAUUUAAAAAAUUGUUUUGUACUUCUGCCUCUUAUUGCCUUCUAGACAUGGUCAAAGUCAACCUACUCAGAGAUACUUUAGCAAUACUUCAGUAUAAAAUAGAGAUAAUAUAUUUGUGUCUUAAAAUGUAUACUAAGCUGCUGUCUGGAAAAAAAAGACGAUAACAAUUUAACGACAAUGCUAUUACUAUUGAUAUUUCAAUGCACUGUAUGUUUUCCUGUAAAAUGUAAUAGGCCUACCAAUUUAUGACACAUGUUUUAAUUACAUUUUUAAGUGACAAAACUACAGUAGUUAUGCUGUAUGAGCAAAUCCAUGCCAACAUCAACCUUGCCAUGAGAAAAAAAAAAAAAAAGUUUUCACCAACUUUUUUUUAGGUUUUUUUGUUUAGGCU
Messenger RNA from Danio aesculapii, 1309 nucleotides. It is a transcript of the gene glrx2, whose product is annotated as glutaredoxin 2. NCBI's taxonomy places the organism in Eukaryota, Metazoa, Chordata, Actinopteri, Cypriniformes, Danionidae. The transcript has 4 exons. The coding region runs from base 118 to 576 and encodes 152 amino acids. The record is from RefSeq and is a predicted model, not a curated record.